GUACAUAAAUACUGGACAGCUGUAACUGCCUCUCUACUUCUUCACAGAUAUCUGAAAAAUUGGGGAGAGUGCAGCUACAGCAAUCAAACUGAACCAAAAGAAAGUAAAGAGCCAGAGAAUAACGAACCCCAAACCAUGUCUGAAGUCUAUUCCAGCGAGUUGCGGAUUGUGUUGGUUGGGAAGACUGGAGUUGGGAAGAGUGCUGCAGGAAAUGUCAUUCUGGGUAAAAAACGUUUUACAUCUGAAUUAUCAGACACCUCAAUAACAAAGGAGUGUAAAGAGGUAACAGCUCAGACCUUCGGGAGAAAGGUUACUGUGGUCGACACUCCAGGCUUGUUUGACACAAGUCUGUCCAAUACAGAAACUGCUAAAGAGAUUGUGAAAUGUGUUGAGAUGACAUACCCUGGACCCCAUGCUUUCCUCCUGGCGAUUAGGCUCGGUCGAUUCACUAAGGAAGAGAAGGAAACAGUCCAGAUAAUCAAGGAGGUUUUUGGUGAGAGAGCUUCGAAGUACAUGAUGGUACUUUUCACUCAUGGGGAUAACCUGGACGAAGAUGAAACAAUUGAAGAUUUUAUUAAAAAAUGCAGUGAGGACAUCAAGCAGCUGAUUACGUCAUGUGAAGGCAGAUAUUCUGUGAUCAGUGGAAAAAAAAUAAAGGAUCAGGAUCAGACCAAACAACUACUGGAGAAAAUAGACAAGAUGGUGAAGGAAUGUCAAGGGAACUUCUUUUCUGGUGAAUUGUUCCAGAUGAUGAAGGAAAGAAUUGAACAGGAGAAGAAAAUACAAGAGUAUAAAGAAGAAGUGAAACGUGAAAGAGAACAGAAAGCAUUGAUGGAAAGAUAUGCAAGAAGUUGUGAGGAAAAGUUGCAGAAUGUUAGCAGAUGUUCUAUCUGUUAGAGCGUAAUUUUAAAGAUAUUGUCUGUCUUUCAUUCUUAUAUCAAUUGCAUCCAUACCUAUUAUUUGGUGUGCCAGUAUUGCUAUAAAUUAUUGGCAAUAUUAAUCUUUGGAUCGACAUAUCUGAACAGAAAGAAUGUAGGCACAAUAUCACCACAUUUCUACUGAUCAUAUUCCUUAAACAUUCGCUAUCUUCAUAUUGAUUGCAUUUAUUUAUAUAGAACCUUCUAACUUUCAGUGUAAAAAACUGUAUUUACUUUGUACUUAUAACUUUGUAUCUGUUAAUUAACUGUUAUCAGUAACAAUGUAGAUAAAGGUUUGAGUUUGUAUAAAACAUGAUGAAGUGCACUUGGCCAAAAUCUCAUUUUUCAUAUUGUUUUACUGUUUGUUUCUCCUUUUAAAUAAAUAAUAAAUAAUGGAUUUUUAA
Molecule: messenger RNA, 1321 nt
Organism: Acipenser ruthenus (sterlet)
Lineage: Eukaryota; Metazoa; Chordata; Actinopteri; Acipenseriformes; Acipenseridae
Product: GTPase IMAP family member 4-like
Exons: 3
Coding region: 136-897 (253 amino acids)
Molecular function (GO): GTP binding
Source: RefSeq, a predicted model, not a curated record